AUAGCCACUGGUGGCGCUACGAUCGAGCCCAGUAAUUCCAGCCUAGUUCGGCAAGGGUGGAAACUGGACUUUUAAAGUCAGUUAACUCUCUUGCCUCGGGAAGAUGGGAGGAACGUUGUGUACACGACAUCUGUUGAGAGGACCCCUUAAUUGGACCUUAAUUGUGAAAACUGCCCUGCAGGAAAGUGAGAACUUUGAACCAUUGUAAGGUUACCUUACAGAAAUACAGGUAAAGUGUAUUUGUAAAUGUAGAUUUUUACAAAUUGUAUCUCAAUUACCGGUAUUAGAAUUUCCAAAGUUACAACAGUUGGACAUGUUUUUGAAGCAGUGGAAAAUAUUUUUUUAUACAUACCCCAGUUUAGUUGGAAAACUUCUUUUAUGCAUGAAAAUAAGCAAAAAUACCAUUGAUUCACAAACCGGUGGUGUGUUUUUUUUUGUGGAAGAUUGCUGAAGAUUCCAAUUUUUCUUGGGCAGGAAGACUCUUUUGAAUUCCAGCCAUGCUUCUUAACUGUUUUAUAUAGAGAUGUUGUCAUAUAUUGCUGUUAGACUUAAGUAUAGCUCCUUUAGAAAAACAUGAUUGUCAUAGACAAUUUAUUUGAUAACCAAAGACGACCAUGUGCUGUUACGAGGGAAUAUCAAUGUUUAUGUGCCAUGGUAGCUUUAUAAUACUGUGAUAUCUAACAUGUGACUUACAUAUAUAUAUAUAUAAAUAUCUGACUGUAUCAAGUGAUGCUGAAACUGCUCGUGUAGUUGUAGUGUAAACGAGACACACCCUGCAGUGGGGCAGAUUUACAUAAGAACUGAGACUCAUGACGGUCAUGUAGUCGUGCACCAGAAAUGUUGCUUUGGGACAAAGUUGAUGUCCAUCAGAACUGAGACACAUGACGGUCGUGUAGUCGUGCACCAGAAAUGUUGCUUUGGGACAAAGGUGAUGUCCAUCAGAACUGAGACCCAUGACGGUCAUGUCUUCGUAGUCGUGGACCAGAAAUGUUGCUUUGGGACAAAGUUGAUGUCCAUCAGAACUGAGACACAUGACGGUCGUGUAGUCGUGCACCAGAAAUGUUGCUUUGGGACAAAGUUGAUGUCCAUCAGAACUGAGACUCAUGACGGUCAUGUAGUCGUGCACCAGAAAUGUUGCUUUGGGACAAAGUUAAUGUCCAUCAGAACUGAGACCCAUGACGGUCAUGUCUUCGUAGUCGUGGACCAGAAAUGUUGCUUUUGGACAAAGUUGAUGUCCAUCAGAACUGAGACCCAUGACGGUCGUGUAGUCGUGCACCAGAAAUGUUGCGUUUGGACAAAGGUAUUGUCCAUCCAAACUGAGACACAUGACGGUCAUGUCUUCGUAGUCGUGGACCAGAAAUGUUGCUUUGGGACAAAGGUAUUGUCCAUCAGAACUGAGACACAUGACGGUCAUGUCUUCGUAGUCGUGGACCAGAAAUGUUGCUUUGGGACAAAGUUAAUGUCCAUCAGAACUGAGACACAUGACGGUCAUGUCUUCGUAGUCGUGGACCAGAAAUGUUGCUUUGGGACAAAGUUAAUGUCCAUCAGAACUGAGACACAUGACGGUCAUGUCUUCGUAGUCGUGGACCAGAAAUGUUGCUUUGGGACAAAGUUAAUGUCCAUCAGAACUGAGACACAUGACGGUCAUGUCUUCGUAGUCGUGCACCAGAAAUGUUGCUUUUGGACAAAGUUGAUGUCCAUCAGAACUGAGAUCCAUGAUGGUCGUGUAGUCGUGCACCAGAAAUGUUGCUUUUGGACAAAGUUGAUGUCCAUCAGAACUGAGAUCCAUGACGGUCGUGUAGUCGUGCACCAGAAAGGUUGCUUUGGGACAAAGGUAAUGUCCAUCCGAACUGAGACCCAUGACGGUCUUGUAGUCGUGCACCAGGCAACUCUAGGGCUGUAUCAUACUCUCUGUUGUGUUUCAAUGUCACCGUUGUUAGGUUGUCAUCAGAUAUUAAACACAUGUCUUUGUAGAUGCCAUCAUCAAAGGGCAGACACGUGCAGCAAACAUGCAGUAAGUGGACUGAAAAUGGUUUCAGAAGUCUUGUACACUUAUUUACAAUUCAUCUGUGUUCUUUAUAAAAAUACCGACUAAAAAACCAUGUUAACUCGAAGUCCAGGCGACCAUCACAGAAAGCAAGGAAUCUUGGCCCUAUAGCUGUAUACCAGUUUACUGUUUUGUGUGUUGAAACAUAUAAUUCUUUGAUCAAACAACAAGAGAUCCCUGGUGUUUGGUAAUGAAGGAUCAUUUCUGGGUACAGAUGAUGUCUCAUAGCUGUUGGAGUACACCAGAGAGGGCUAGGGACAAUGACCAGUAACUUUGUAGCUCAGUAUCAAAACUCAGGACAUUUGUUUUAGGUUUGUGGGUAUUCUUGAGUGUUCGAUGCAAUUUUUACGUUUGAAACCUCCAGGUUACACUGGUCGACUCCAAAUGAAACUCAAGCCUUGUGUCAAAUACUCAUUAACACCCGCAAAUCUGACAACAGUUCAAAAUACAUUUUGUCUCGGGACAAUGAGAUCAUGACAUUAAUAUUUAGUAGUAUUUAUGAAACAUUUCCUGUAACGUCAGUUGCACUGUUCAGUAUCAAUCUGGUCACUAAUCCUACCAUUAGGGAUCUAGCACAUUUACUUGGAUACAGAAGUCAAUAUAGACUUGGAUGAUCCUGAUAUAUGCAAAAUCUGCUGUUUCUGUGUUACUAAACUCUCCAUUGGGAUAACCCUUUAUUCCACAUUUCAGGAAAUAAAAUAACACAAUUAGCUAACGAUAUUACUUUAAGAUGUCAGUAUCCCUAUGGAAGGUCGAGUAGUGUAGGUAUUUGAAGUAUACUACUCAAAAGAGGUUAAAGAUCACCUGUCUUUUUUCAUAUGACAGAUAUUAAUCAGUCAUGGCUGAUGCGUCUUGCAACACAACCUUCCAAUUGUGUGUCCUUAACUUGUUUUGAGUAGUAUAAUUUAUGUUUUGUGGAGGAAAAAUCUCUUUUACUGUUGUCGUACUUCGUAGGCGAUGUUCAUCCCUUCAGUUAAAAGACCAAAUGGAGAUGAUUUUGACUUCGUGUUUAUAUUGAAAUGUAUAUGAACUGUUCUGUUUUGUGCUUUCCACAAGUGGAAAAAUAUGGUCAAACAAAGUGCUGUUUUCUUUUGAUCCUGUUUCUUUAAACCCAAAUCAUAUUGUUUGCAUGGCUUGAAUACUUUAUGAACCUGUUAUAUUGUGUGAACUCACUGAAGGCACUGUUAUUAAUUUUCAUGUUUUAAAUUGCAAUUGUGAUAUUAGCGUUUUAGUCAUUACUAGGGCUGGGACGAGUCCAAAUUGACUACCCGGGUACCCAACCCCCUAUUACCCGACCCUACCCGGGUACCCGCUGUAGGUCUCAAGAGAUAGGUACAAAAUGUCUGAUUGGGAAACGUUUAACCGUACUCCUGGCAACAUGUAUUUAGAUACAGGUUUAAAAUGAGCUGGCCAUGCAUACACUGAAGUUGACUGAAGUUUUAUCUUUAUGCAAACAUAUAAAGUCAGAAGGAAUGUGUGCAGAGUCGGAGAGAAAUGUGAACA
Messenger RNA from Haliotis rufescens (red abalone), 3550 nucleotides. RefSeq lists its product as uncharacterized. NCBI's taxonomy places the organism in Eukaryota, Metazoa, Mollusca, Gastropoda, Lepetellida, Haliotidae. The record is from RefSeq and is a predicted model, not a curated record. The coding region runs from base 860 to 2095 and encodes 411 amino acids. The transcript has 2 exons.